AAUAUUGAAUAUAAAAAAAAAAAAAAAGAAGAGAAAAAGUUAUAAAACCAAAAAAAAAAAGAACAGAGGUGAAAGUGUUGGUCCGGCUCGUGAUCUUUCAAUUACAAUUCCCUUUGCUCCUCCACCGUAAUCAUGACAACCUCAAAGAGACUCGCAGACAGGAAGAUUGAGAAAUUCGACAAGAACAUAUUAAAAAGAGGGUUUGUUCCUGAGACCACCACCAAGAAGGGCAAGGACUACCCUGUUGGCCCCAUCCUUCUCGGCUUCUUUGUCUUCGUUGUCAUUGGUUCUUCUCUCUUCCAGAUCAUCAGGACUGCAACGAGCGGAGGCAUGGCUUAAACCAAAUUAGCAGUUCAGCUGGAAAAAGGAACUUUCAAAAAUGUAGAAUCUUCUUCCCUCUGUGUCCUCUCUUUUUCUCUCCUUAUACUGUAGAAUGUGCCAACUUUCUCUUUUACUAUAUACAUAUAUCAUGUAAUGAAGAAUAUUUUCCAUUUAAGUUAAACGUUUUAAGUAUUUUCCUUUAA
This is a messenger RNA of Camelina sativa (false flax), 524 nucleotides long. RefSeq lists its product as uncharacterized. Gene Ontology annotation, cellular component: endoplasmic reticulum. Gene Ontology annotation, biological process: endoplasmic reticulum unfolded protein response. Lineage: Eukaryota; Viridiplantae; Streptophyta; Magnoliopsida; Brassicales; Brassicaceae. The record is from RefSeq and is a predicted model, not a curated record.